UAAUGCAGAGCAGCCGACCCGUUGGGAUCCGGUCCUUGUUUUCUGACCGUCCCGGGGGUUGGGAAACUGCUGGAAAGUUCAGACAGACACACUCCCUCACGCUACGCACGGCAGGCAGCUCAGAGAUGAAGGGUUUUGUCUGCACCACAGGCAGAAAAGGAUUGCUCACAACUUGCCAAGAAGGAUGUUUUUCAUAUGUCGCUCACGGCCUCUCAGAGACUCUAUGACAAACAUGUGUUUGUUUGUUCCAAAGCAAACAGUGGAAUUGCUGUUUUAGCUGUCGCUCACCCUCACGUCGGACAGGUAGAAGAAGAAAGUAGAGGAGAGGGGAGAAUGCAACCAGCCAGCCACCAUCCAGCCUUUUGCGGUGCUGCUUCUGAAUGCUGAGUAUAAGGCUGCAGGGUUAUGGUGGUGGCACAGAGGCUUUGCUCAGGCUUGUUUGAAGUUUUUUUUCCCAUGUCAAAGGUAAAGGAUUACCCGGGGGGUUGGAAUGCAGCCUGGAAGUGAAGGUCUCAGAGAGCUACCCUAAACACCAGCACACCGGGGAGAGGAGUGUGAGAUUAUGUUUGCUUUGCGACUGUGUGUAUGUAGGUGUGUGCGUGUAAGUUAGGCUAGUUUGUGCAUGCCUGUGUGUGGGGGGGAGUUCAGGGUAGUGCCAUGCUACUGCUGAGCAGUCGGGCUACGGAGCAGGCUAUCCACGGGGCCACAAGCAAAGCUGUAACAGCCCACCAGUCAGGAGGAGGUAGGACCACGGUGUAUCACAUCUCUGUCAUCCUGAAUGGAACUUUGGGGCAUGAGGAGGUGGGUGAGGGGGUGGAGGUGAGGGAGGGCCUGGACGCCAGACACGCCUCCCCGGAGCAGAGUCAUCCGGCAGCCAGGAGCACCAGGGCACGGCCACAGGCGCUGCAGGGGAAGGAGGGACACUUCAGGCUUGGCAGGUGGCCCUCCCUGAGCCGUACAGGCAGAGUGGGGGGGAGGAGGGAGGAGGCAGUGCAGGAGGAGGAGGAGGAGGGAAGAAAAAUGAAGACGGACCGGUUUCUCCAACUCCAACAGUUCUCUAGUACCUCAGCAGCUCCAGCAGCAGUCCAUCCUUCUCAGAUUGACUGGGAGACUGCAGCGGUAGGAGUAGAGGUAAAGGCAGCUACAGCAGCUCUAGAGCAACAGAAGACCCAGGUAGAGACCCAGGGACAGGACGUUUCUCCCCAGACUGAAGGGCCUCUCCCUGGGCAUCAUGGUGGUGUCCCUGCCAGUGGUGUUCUGUCCGGUGGUGGCUCUCCACCCCGGGCUGUGCUCCGCAGGAGGCCAUCCCAGGACGGUGCUGCUCCACACAACAGGAGGGCGGUGAGCAUGUAUGGAGCCGCAGCCAGGCAGCAUCGAGGCUCGCUAAGCCGCCAGGACAGACAGGACAGGCCCAGGAGUGUGUGCAUGCUCGCAGGCCCCAACCUCAACCCUACCCUAUCAGAGCCCGGGUCCCACUCCCAACAGACCUCCAGGAGGGGGGCUACAAGGUCUCUGGACGGUCCCCCACAGCAGCGCUGGACCAGGAGGGCAGAGCUGCGGGCGGUGGACGGCCUUAAGCCAGGGGUGCUCCCUCAGUGGACGGUGGCGGGGGCUGAGGAGAAGGUGGUCCCCAGGGUCCGGCAGCAGACCUGGAAACCGAGACCGGUCAGCAUGACUGUGUUGGAGUUGAGGAAGAAGGCCUCGGGGUCUCAGGAGGGGCUGGACAGCCAAGGAGGAAGCCAGGGGGGAGGUCUAUUUGGCCGCUGGAGGCUGUUCGGCCGACCAACUCAGGACAAGGAGAAGGAGGAAGCCCCAGACCCAGGCUCCAAGCCCAGCAGCAAGCCAGAUGCCCCCAAGAAGACCCUGAGCUCCUUACGCAGGAGCCUCAGUCUGCGGAUCAGGAGGAACCGGCCGCGGGAGAGAGUGGACAUUUCUGAGGUGACAGCAGAGGAACGCUCACGCACUACAAGUAUGGAGCAGGAGACAUCUCUCCCCUUGCGGCCCUUCUCCUAUCUGACUGGGAGGACCCUGCCACCUCCUUGCGAGAGGGACGAUGAUGGAGGGAGGCAGUUCAUUCAGUACCACAGCCAGGGCAAGGUUAAGGUGAUGGAGGUGCCCCUCUACCCAGCCAAACUGUCCUCCUCUACUAAACCGGCCCAGGAGGAGGCCAGCCUAUGGCAGCUCAUAGCCAGACGCUUUAGGAGGAAGGAGCAGCAGCAACCGUCCAACGGUAAAUGUGAACUCCAGCCCCGACACCCGAGCAAAGAGACUGGCAAAUAUUCCCUGGGCAGGAUUAAAAAGCCUCAGUCAGUUGCAAUAGAGACUCUGGCAGACUGCAACAAAGUUCAAGACUCUUUCGUCAAUAGCCAGGAGUGGACAUUGAGUCGAUCAGUGCCAGAGCUCAAAGUGGGUAUUGUGGGUAAUCUGUCGAGUGGGAAGUCUGCCUUGGUCCACCGGUACCUGACAGGCACAUAUGUGCAGGAGGAAUCUCCUGAAGGUGGUCGGUUCAAGAAGGAGAUGGUGGUUGAUGGACAGAGCUACCUGCUGCUGAUCAGAGAUGAGGGAGGCCCCCCGGAGCUGCAGUUUGCAGCAUGGGUAGACGCUGUGGUGUUUGUCUUCAGUCUGGAGGAUGAGAUCAGUUUCCAGACAGUCUACAACUAUUUCCUGCGUCUGUCCAGCUACAGGAACACAGCAGAGGUCCCCAUGGUCCUGGUUGGGACGCAAGAUGCCAUCAGUGCUGCCAACCCCAGAGUGAUCGAUGACUCGCGGGCGAGGAAGCUGUCCAACGAUCUGAAGCGCUCCACCUACUACGAGACCUGCUCCACCUAUGGCCUCAAUGUGGAACGAGUCUUCCAGGAUGUUGCCCAGAAGGUGGUGGCUCUGAGGAAAAAGCAGCAGCUGUCUAUUGGUCCGUGCAAGUCCCUGCCCAACUCUCCCAGCCACUCAUCAGUCCCCAAUGCAUCCAUCCCCUCUGUGCAUAUUAACCAGUCGGCAAACGGCGGGGGUGUGUUCAGCGACUACUCUUCCUCUGUGCCCUCCACUCCCAGCAUUAGCCAGAGGGAGAUGCGUAUCGAGACCAUCGCUGCCUCCAACACGCCCACACCCAUCCGCAAGCAGUCCAAGCGCCGCUCCAACAUCUUCACUUCACGGAAAGCCAACAGUGAACAGGCAAAGACCACUGACAGUAAAACAGAUAGUAUAGGCAGUGGAAGGGCCAUACCCAUCAAACAGGGCAUCCUCCUGAAGAGAAGUGGGAAGUCCCUGAAUAAGGAGUGGAAGAAGAAAUACGUCACACUGUGUGACAACGGCCUUCUCACCUACCACCCCAGUUUAAAUGACUACAUGCAGAAUGUGCACGGUAAAGAGAUUGACCUGUUGAGGACCACGGUCAAGGUGCCAGGGAAGCGACCACCCAGAGCGGUCACCACCAUCGCCCCCACCGCCAGCCCCAAGACCAACGGGCUGACCAAGGACCGUAGCACCCUGCAGCUAGGAGUGGGCACUGCAGGUGCGCCCCACUCUAACAGUAGUACGUCCCUCCAGUCAGAGCAUUCGGUCGGCGGAGGAAAUCUGGUGGGCUUCGGGGGCAGUAAAGACGGCAUGCACCAACGCUCCUUCUCUGUGUCCAGCGCUGACCAAUGGAACGAGGCUGUUAUCAACACCAGUGCAAGCACCGGGACCGCCAACGGGAUGGCCGAGCCCCUGACCGGCAGCUCUGGGGUGGGCAGUGCCACCAGUCCCAAGCAGGAGCCUCCCCCCUCGCCUCACGCCAACCGCAAGAGACACAGACGGAAAAAGAGCACAGGCAUCACCAAGCCAGACGGACCAUCUACAGGCAACGAAGAGUCGGAGGAGUCGUUUGAGUUCACCAUUGUGUCUCUGACAGGCCAGAUGUGGUACUUCGAAGCGUCUACGUUUGAGGAGAGAGAGCUGUGGGUCACAGCCAUUGAGAGCCAGAUUUUUGCCAGCCUGCAGUCCUGUGAGAGCAUGAAGAACACGUCCCGGUUAGGCAGCCAAAGUGACGCGGCAUCCAUUCAGUCGAUAAGGAACGUGAGAGGGAACAGCUUCUGUGUGGACUGUGAUACAGCCAACCCUGACUGGGCCAGUCUGAACCUGGGGGCUCUGAUCUGUAUAGAGUGCUCAGGGAUCCACAGGAACCUGGGGACCCACCUGUCGAGGGUGAGGUCUCUGGACCUGGAUGACUGGCCUGUGGAGCUCAGCAUGGUGCUGAUGGCUAUAGGCAACACCAUGGCCAACAGUGUCUGGGAGGGGGCCCUGGAGGGGUACACCAAGGUGGGCGCUGACAGCACCAGGGAGGAGAGGGAGCGUUGGAUCCGGGCAAAGUAUGAACAGAAGCUGUUCCUUAUGGAUGUCCCCCAGUCGGACGUGCCCCUGGGGCAGCAGCUGCUUCGGGCUGUGGUGGAGGACGACCUGAGGCUGGUGGUGCUGCUGCUGGCCCACGGCACCAAGGAGGAGGUCAACGAGACGUACGGGGACGGGGACGGACGCACUGCCCUGCACCUGUCCUGCGCCAUGGCCAAUGUGGUCAUCACCCAGCUUCUCAUCUGGUAUGGUGUGGAUGUGAAGAGUCGGGACGCGCGCGGCCAGACGCCGCUGUCCUGCGCCCGGCGGGCAGGAAGCCAGGAAUGUUCUGACAUCCUGCUCCACAACGGCUGCCCCAAUGACCCCGUCAGCAGCCUGACCACACCCAACAUGAGCCGCAGAAACCCCGAUAUUAACCCUAACCCUAACGUCAACAAUAACAACGCCCUCGGUGAACUCAACCGCAGUGUCAGUAUCAUGUAGGACCAGGAGUGGAUCUGAUCGGACUCACGGAUCACCAAGGCCCCUGAACAUACACAUACUGUGUCCCCAUAGACUACCCAGUGAUCGUACUAC
Messenger RNA from Oncorhynchus masou masou (cherry salmon), 4899 nucleotides. RefSeq names its product arf-GAP with GTPase, ANK repeat and PH domain-containing protein 3-like. The record is from RefSeq and is a predicted model, not a curated record. The coding region runs from base 658 to 4806 and encodes 1382 amino acids. Gene Ontology annotation, cellular component: nucleus. Gene Ontology annotation, molecular function: GTP binding; GTPase activator activity; protein binding. The transcript is spliced from 18 exons. Gene Ontology annotation, biological process: activation of GTPase activity. NCBI's taxonomy places the organism in Eukaryota, Metazoa, Chordata, Actinopteri, Salmoniformes, Salmonidae.